AUGGAUAACUCUAAUUUCAACAACCCUUCUUCUUCUGCAAACAUGUCAUUCUUUUUAAAUAAUAAUGUGAACAAUGUGAAUAUGAUUAGCAAGGCGAAUAAUAACAGUAAUAAUUGUAAUAGAAGUUUUAUGAAUGAUGGACAAGGCCCAAACAAUGAUAGCUUUAAUCAUUUAAAUAAAAAUGAUGAAUCUAUUGAUAUAUUAGUUAACCAAAUGGAAAAUUCCUUUUCUAUAAGCACUGACAUUAUAAAGAAUGUUAGUAAUUUACUUGAAAGUACAAAAGUAGAUGAGAAAAUAAAAGGAAUUCGAUUGGUUUACGCCUCAUUGCAUUAUAAAUAUAAGAAUAAUGCCGAUUAUAAAAAAAAUUUGUUGAAUAGGGGUUGUGUCAUGUUAAAUAUGCAGGAAAAAAAUGAAGUGGAUAAUUUGGAUUCAGUGGAAGGGACGAAUAAUACCAAUGAACAUCAGAAUAGCUAUAAUAACUUUUUAGGAAAUAAUUAUAAUAGAGAAAGUGUGGGAUUCUUUUCAAAUAAGAAUGAUCCCCGGGGUGGGAUAAGUGGUAAUGGCAGUAGUGUUGGAAGUAAUAAGCCAAAUGAUAACGAUCCGACACACUCAAAUCAUAGCAAUAAUAUUCUAAACAAUUUUUCAGGAAAUGAUCAAAUAAAUCUAAAGGUACUAAAUUCUAUGAUAUUUGCCAAUUAUAAGAGCAUAAAUAAUGUAGAUGAAUAUUUCGAUUUGCUAGACAAAUGCUUGACAAGAGAAAAUGUUGUCGACAUUAAUUUGAGUGACAUAUUUGAAAUGAAUAUUAUCAGUAUAAUAAAAUCUCUUCUAUACAAUUACAUAUUUCAUAAUGAUGAAAUUAUAGUGGAGGCAUUAACCCUAUUGAUUAUCAUUUUUGGUUGUUGUGGAUCAGGUGAAAAAAUAAAACAAGAUAUAGUAGAUGAGCUGUACACAUGUUCUGCUUAUAUGUUAAAAAACAUUUGUCAAAAAUCUUGUGAAAAAGUCUAUACUCCAUUAAUUGUCCAAUUAAUUAUAGCCCUCAUAAGGACCAUAUUAAUAUAUGAUAUAAUGAAAUUAAAAAAUGAUUUAAUAGAUAAUAAAGGAAUAGUCGAAAUAUUGUUAAAAGCAGUAGAAAAUAUUCCAAAUUUGAAUGGAGUUCGUGUUUGUUACACUUUAGUUGUUUAUGGAUUGAAAAUGUUUUAUGUUUCGACUUGUCAAAUAUAUGAAAAAUCAUUUUUAAGAGAACUUGAAAUAAUAAUAAAUUAUUUAUCUACAUGUAUCAAAAUGAAUGAUGAAAGAGUUCUGUUCCUUACAAGUUCUACAUGCAUAACCAUAUGUGAAAAUCAAAUAGGGAUAGAAGUUUUACUCAAGACAGAUAUACUUCACAAUGCAGUGAUAUUAUGUGAAUCUGCAUAUCCAGAUUUAGCUUUUGAAGCAUUGUCCAUUAUUUCGAAAAUAGCGUAUGCUGCCAAUCAUCAGCAAAUCUGUAUACUUAUAUCAUGUAAUGUUAUUAAAGCUUUGAAAAAAAUUUUAAAUAAUAUGAAGAUUAAACCUGGCGCAAGAGCACGUGCAUGCAAUGCCUUAGGAAAUAUAGGAUGUGAAACUGCAUCAGAGGUAGAAUUGUUAAUCAAAAAUGACGUUUUUCCAUUAUUGGUAGAUAUUUUUCAAACAGAUAACGACUUUAACACAAAAAUUGAAGCAGCUUAUGCUGUUUGUGCUUGUUUAUCUAAAGCCAAUCAGAAACAAGUUGGCUAUAUUAUUUCCUGUACAGCUACAACCAACAGGUUGGGACAAAAUAUUUGCAUGCAACUUAUUGCAGAUAUGUUAGAAUUAGUUAGUGAGUCUGAUCCUAUGAAUAAUGGAAGUGUCAAAUUAUGUAAAAGUAUAUUAAGGGGACUUGAAAACAUCUUAGAUAAAGGCGAUGAUGAAACACGUGAUCUGUCCCUAUGGGAAAAUCCAUAUGUUUUCAUGUUUAAGGAGGUACAGGGUGAUAUUAAGCUCUUUCAGAUGCAGUUCUUUCCAGAAUAUUACGUUGUUACAAAGACUUACGAUAUUCUGGCCAAGUAUUUCUCUUUGACCUCUACGUGGAACAACAGAAAAUGA
Messenger RNA from Plasmodium gonderi, 2100 nucleotides. RefSeq lists its product as hypothetical. The coding region runs from base 1 to 2100 and encodes 699 amino acids. Gene Ontology annotation, cellular component: nucleus. Lineage: Eukaryota; Apicomplexa; Aconoidasida; Haemosporida; Plasmodiidae. Gene Ontology annotation, molecular function: nuclear import signal receptor activity. Gene Ontology annotation, biological process: NLS-bearing protein import into nucleus. The record is from RefSeq and is a predicted model, not a curated record. The transcript has a single exon.